This is a messenger RNA of Frankliniella occidentalis (western flower thrips), 3177 nucleotides long. RefSeq names its product katanin-interacting protein-like. Bases 345 to 2924 code for a protein of 859 amino acids. NCBI's taxonomy places the organism in Eukaryota, Metazoa, Arthropoda, Insecta, Thysanoptera, Thripidae. The transcript has 16 exons. The record is from RefSeq and is a predicted model, not a curated record.
GAUACGUAGGCAAAACAUGGAGAAUUAAAGCUUGUUCUAGUGACUGUUGAAUAUCUUAACUUAAAUCAUUAUUAUUUUCAUCUAAUUGAUAAACAACAAUGUGGAAUGUUCUCAGUGAAGUGACUUUUUUCUGAAGAGAAAGGAGUAGAGUGAUGACACGCUCUGCAUAUUUCCAGUUCAAUCCCUUUCAAAUUGGAUUAAUUUCGAAUAUCAGUGUGCAGACGACAUACGCCCAUUUCACAGAAAGAUAAAAAAGUCUCUGAUGUUAUUAAAAAAACGUUUUGAAUAAAAGUUUAAGAAACAUCGAGAUAUCAUGAAGUAUCAACAUAAAUGUUAAUAAAAAUAUGGAGAGGACAGUACCAAAGUGGCUUCAGGACUUAUCAAGUAAUGACAGGAAGCAAAUACAGCCCUAUUCCGCAGAGGGCAUUCUUUCACGACCUAAUGAGAUUGAUGGGGAUAAUUUGCUAUCACUUAGAAGUGAAUCAGCUAGACAAGGCAGAAGAGCUUCAUCAUCUGCUGGAAAUAGUCCUCAUAGUCCACUCAGUCCUUCUAAUAAGUACCGUGGUGAAUCACGCUUCAAUUCAGAGAGCUCCAGAAGGGAACGCCUUCGAGGUGUUCGUGCUGAUUGGGAUCAGUUGUCACUACAAGAUUUGUGGGAUAAACCGAAUAGAAAUCGAUGGCUGCAAAGUUUACGCUCAGGAAAGUCAGUGGAGGAAGAAAGAUCUGAUCAACUGUUUCCAGGAAGAUCGAACUGGGCAAGUAGAUCAGCAGAGGUUGAUGAUAGGAGACUUCAAGAACCUAUUCAGUCAAAAGACCAGCACCCUGUGAAAACUCAACAAGACCUUGAAGAAUCGUGGAAUGUUUUACACACAUUUAACCAAAAGCAAAGGGGAAGAUUAACAAUCACGACAUCCCGGGAUAUUGAUCCAAGUGGUGAUCUAAAAGAUGACAGUCCACUUGAAUGGCCUAUUAGCCAUCUUGAUCGUCGAAAAUCUAGCACGAGUCUGGAACACAAUCUCAGAUCUGAUUCUAGAAGUAAUGCAUAUUCAUCACGAGAUUUUAUCAUCCCUGAACUUCCAUCUGGAAGCAAACUAACUAUUGAUAUUUUGAGCACAUGGGGAGAUCGCCAUUAUCUUGGAUUGAAUGGCAUAGAAUUAUUCACAAAAGAUGGUCUCCCUCCACAAAUUGCACGGAUCUGGGCUUCUCCUGCUGAUAUAAAUAUUUUACCAGAAUACAAUGGAGAUCCAAGAGUUGUAAGGAAUCUUGUUGAUGGAGUUAAUCGCACAAGAGAUGAUUUGCAUCUGUGGCUUGCUCCUUUUACACCUGGUUCUCACCACUACAUAUAUGUGGAAUUUAGUGUCCCAUAUACUAUAGCAAUGUUGCGAUUAUGGAAUUACAACAAAUCUCGAAUCCAUUCUUUUAGAGGUGCUAAAGAUGUAGAAAUAUUUCUAGAUGAAGUACUUAUAUUUCGUGGGGAAAUAGCUCGUGCUUGUGGUGCUAUUCAAGGAAGUACUGAUGCAUUUGGUGAUACAAUUCUGUUCACUACUGAUGACACAAUUCUGGAACUUAUUUCAAAAUAUGACAGAUCAUUUGAUAGUAGUGUUACAUACAGUCAAGGAAACAUUUCAUCAGUGCAACCUUAUGAAAGGCCUCCAACAGCUGAUUGUUCUGAGUCAGUUCGUCCUUUUACCUCAACAAUCAUAGGCAGCACUCCAAAUGUAGUAGAUGAAACCAAUGGGGUCCAGAGAUGGGGUCCACAACCUACUAAAAAAAUUCAGCAGCAGUUGGAUAUUUUUCUUCUCAGUAACUGGGGCCACCCAUCGAUUAUCGGGUUGACUGGACUAGAGAUUAUGGGACCCUCUGGUACUCUUAUUCCAAUCUCCCCACAGGACAUUCAAAGUGACGAAAACCGUGUUCACCUGCACAGGCUUCUUGAUGGUGAAAACUGGACAAUGGAUGCCACUCACAUGUGGAGCUUUGAAUUCAAAUCAAAGCCUAUAAUACUAUCCAUUAGAAUUGGAGCAGAACAUGAAGUUACUGGUGUUCAUAUCUGGAAUUACAAUGCUUCACCAGAACUAACAUCUUGUGGGGUUCGAGAACUUCAACUGCGGAUAAGAGGAAAAUUAAAAAGUGAAGUGUUCAUAGUUCGUAGAGCGCCAGGAAAUUUACAUUAUAACUUUGGUCAAGUUUUGCGUCUAGAAAGAAAGGGCUUAACAACAACUAAAACAAGUGCUUUAUCCUCUCCAUCCUUAUCAUUAACUCCAAGUAUUGUACCAGAAGAUGAAUAUGAGCACACUGGUGUUCCAACUGGUCUGAUAUUCACUUUACUCAUUUUUUCCACAUGGGGUGACCCUUAUUAUGUUGGUCUAAAUGGCAUUGAGUUUUAUGAUGCAGAAGGAUAUCGAAUUUCACUUGGUUUUCAAAAUGUUGCUGCUCACCCGGAAAGUGUCAACAUUCUUGAAGGAUCUGAAAGGGAUGUUCGAACACCCGAUAAGCUUAUAGAUGGAGUCAAUGACACUUUGGAUGGUCGUCAUAUGUGGCUUGCACCUAUUUUACCUGGCAAGAUAAACAAAGUUUACAUCAUAUUCAAUACUGCCACCACAGUAUCCAUGAUGAAACUGUGGAACUAUGCAAAAACACCCAGUCGUGGUGUGAAGGAGUUUGGUAUAUUAGUUGAUGAGUUACUAGUUUACAAUGGAGUUUUAGAUUGUGUAGAUGGAAAGAGAGGAAGUAUUCCUUACAGAAGUGUUAUCUUUUCUGCUGACCAAACUUUGCUAGCAAGAGAGGCUGAAACACAAACAAGGAGGAGCUCACCUGUAAGUCCAAGAUUGCAGGCAACUUCAAGUGGUCAACCUCGAAUGGCAGACCAGUCAAAGAGGCCAUUUACUUCUUUGCAGCAACGAUCUGGUCAUCCCGGAAAAUAAGACUCGAUACUACAUAAUUUGCUUCAUUUUUACAUUGUUAUGUUUUUCCAGUUUGUAAUGUGUUGGUUUAAUAUUUUGACUUCUGACUGAUGAAGGGCAAGGGCAAUACGCAUACCAAAGAUUUUUUUUUUGUGUGUGUUUUUCUUCGUAAAAGAAAAAGAUUUUAGAUCUUUGUAUUUUUGAAUUUUCUAAUAUUUUUAAAGAAGUUACAUAUGAAUUAUAUGCUACUACCUGUGUUUAUGGGAUGUCAGAA